UUGAUGAUUUUUCACACACCCCUUUGUUGUAUCCAGGAUCAUUUCAAAUCGCAGUCGGAAUCGGAAUCGGAAUCAACUACGGCCAACUGGCCAACAAUCUCCCGCCCCCGUCCGACGUACUCUCUCUCCUCAAAACCCUCAAAGUAACCCGAGUCAAGCUCUACAACCCCGAUUCCGACACCCUAACCGCAUUCGCAAACACCGGAAUCGAAUUCAUGGUCGGCGUCCGAAACGAGGACCUCCAAAGAAUAUCCGACCCGACCCAAGCCCAAUUAUGGGUCCAACAAAACAUCCGGCCCCACACCCCGCAAACCAAGAUCACCUCCAUCUCCGUCGGAAACGAAAUCCUCGGCUCCAGCAACAAUCAAUACGCCCCGUUUCUUCUUCCCGCCAUGCAAGCCAUAAGCGGGGCCCUCGGUAACCUCGGCUUGAGCGAUGACAUCUAUGUGACAUCAGCACAUUCGUACGCCAUCCUGGCGAACUCCUACCCGCCUUCUUCCGGAUCCUUCAAGCAAGAAUUCGUUGGGGAUAUAAAAGGAAUUCUUGAUUUCCACUCGAGGACGAAUUCGUCUUUUCUCAUAAACGCUUACCCGUUUUUCGCUUACAAAGAUAAUCCAACGCAAAUACCGCUCAACUACUCGAUUUUCGAGCCCAGCAAGGGUAUGACGGACAACGUCACCAAUUUGCACUACGAUAACAUGUUGUACGCGCAAAUCGACGCGGUUUACUCCGCAAUGAAAUUGUUGGGGCAUACGGAUGUUAGGGUUAGGGUUUCCGAGACAGGGUGGCCGUCCAAAGGUGAGACAGACGAGGUGGGGGCCACUACGGAGAACGCGAGGUUGUACAACGGGAAUUUGUUGAAGCGGAUGGAGAAAGAUCGAGGCACUCCCGCGAAUCCCGAUAAGCCGAUAGACAUUUACAUUUUUGCCCUUUUCAAUGAGGAUUUGAAGCCCGGCCCCAUCUCCGAACGGAACUACGGAUUGUUGUACCCCAACGGAACUCCCGUGUACGAAAUAGGGUUGCGUGACGAUGGCUCCCACGGUUAUGUUCUUCCGCAGAUGGAGUACUCGUCUUCGACUAAAAAUGUCAUGUUCUUCUCAAAUGUGUUUCUUCUUUUAUUGAUGUGUUCUUUAUAGGUAAGGAAUUUUAUUGAAUUCUUGAAAUUUCUCAUUUUCACAUAAGGGUGUGUUUGGGAGGUAA
Messenger RNA from Erythranthe guttata (spotted monkey flower), 1200 nucleotides. The record is from RefSeq and is a predicted model, not a curated record. Lineage: Eukaryota; Viridiplantae; Streptophyta; Magnoliopsida; Lamiales; Phrymaceae.